Molecule: messenger RNA, 1203 nt
Organism: Prorocentrum cordatum
Lineage: Eukaryota; Dinophyceae; Prorocentrales; Prorocentraceae
Source: the annotation of a GenBank genome assembly
AGCCAGUUUGGUCGAGCCCUUCUGGCUCAGGUCCUGAAGCCUGGGUCUUCCCAGGUCUCAUGGGGGGGAGUCCUUUCAUGUUGCGCUGGGUCAAACGAUUCUAGGCAUGCUGCUACUCGCUGGCCUCCAGGUGGGUGACAAGGUAUGGGCCAAGGGUGAUCUGGGGAUGGAUCCCGUCCUCGUUCAAAAGUAUACAAGAGGCACGGUUGUGGGUCCAUCGACCUCUGAUGACAAAGAGCGUGUGUCCGUGAAAUGGGAGAAACUAUGCCAGACUGGCGGGGAGGGCUGCAAUAAUGUACUUCCCGUAAUGAUCGUGAAGACGUGCCCUCCCCUGCCUGGUGGUUUGAAGAUCGGUCACAUGGUUUGGGCGAAGGAUGAUCUGGGGAAGGAUCCAGUCCUCGUUCAAAAGUAUACAAGAGGCACGGUUGCAGGACCAUCGACUUCUAAUGACAAAGAGCGUGUGUCCGUGAAAUGGGAGAAGCUAUGUCAGACUGGCGGAGCAGGCUGCAACAAUGUGCUUCCCGUAAUGAUCGUGAAGACGUGCCCUCCCCUGCCUGGUGGUUUGACGAUCGGUCAGGAUGUAUGGGCGAAGGAUGAUCUGGGGAAGGAUCCAGUCCUCGUUCAAAAGUAUACCAAAGGCAUGGUUGCAGGACCAUCGACUUCUAAUGACAAAGAGCGUGUAUCCGUGAAAUGGGAGAAGGUCUCCAGUACUGGCGAGCAGGGCUGCAGCAAUGAGCUCCCGCGAAUGAUCACGAACACUUGCCCUCUUCAAAGAGCUGGAGAACUAAAGCGUGCCAGUACUGGCGUCGUUGAGCCACCAGGCAAGAAGGUCCGAACUGAGGGAGUGAAUGUUGAACACACUCUCGAUGCUGAGGCGCAACUUUGCACGGUCUGCUUGGACGCGAAGAAGACUCACAUAUGUGUGCCUUGUGGCCACAUCUGCGUGUGCGAAUCUUGCGCGAGCUCCUUGUGCAAGCAACCGAAGUUGUGUCCGCUUUGUCGGACAUCUUGCACGCAAGUGAUCAAAGUUUUCUUUUAGGCAGGGCAAUGGUGUAGCGCACAUCUGCGUUGUGCUUCCGGUAGGCCUGUUCAGCGUGCGUGGGGAAUGAGCAGGAACACGUGACAUGUCCAGGGAACAGACAGACCAUUUGAAACAACAGUCCAGGGGGAUGGGCCCAGACUCCUGUGAGUCGAAGUCAUGAG